Trichomycterus rosablanca is the source of this 2350-nucleotide messenger RNA. It is a transcript of the gene trpc4apb, whose product is annotated as transient receptor potential cation channel, subfamily C, member 4 associated protein b. The record is from RefSeq and is a predicted model, not a curated record. Lineage: Eukaryota; Metazoa; Chordata; Actinopteri; Siluriformes; Trichomycteridae. Gene Ontology annotation, biological process: ubiquitin-dependent protein catabolic process. Bases 3 to 2324 code for a protein of 773 amino acids. The transcript is spliced from 19 exons. Gene Ontology annotation, cellular component: Cul4A-RING E3 ubiquitin ligase complex. Gene Ontology annotation, molecular function: phosphatase binding.
CAAUGGCGACUAACGGGGGGCAAUCCUCUCAAACCCAGCCGAGACGAAGAAAUCGAAGUAAAAACAUAUUAAAUCAGAUCAGAAAUGGGGAGAUAUCAGGUUUGGGACUGAUCAGAGCUUCACAGAUCCCAGUAGAUCUUCUUGAAGAAAGAGACAGGAAAGCACGAUGGCGGGGAAUACCGCUGUUACUUAGGAAACUGCACAACAGCACCCAUAUAAACAGUGACCUUUCCAACAGCCACUCCGUGGUUAAGGAAUUGUCGUCCUUGCUCUCCAUGGAGGCUAUGUCCUUUGUGACAGAAGAUAGGAAAACACCACAGGAGUCUGUCUCUCCCAACACCUACACCUUUGACCUUUUUGGAGGCGUCGAUUUGUUUAUAGAGAUUUUGAUGCGGCCAACGCUCUCAAUACAGGGAAAUGUACCCAUAAUAAGUGACGACCUUAUCAAGGACUGUUUAAGCAUUCUUUACAACUGCUGUAUAUGUACUGAGGGUGUUACGAAAAGUCUUGCAGCACGGGAUGACUUUGUCAUGUUCCUCUUCACUCUAAUGUCAAACAAAAAGACUUUCUUGCAAACUGCCACACUUAUUGAAGACAUAAUGGGGGUUAGAAAGGAUGUUAUCCAGCUGGAGGAUAUUUCUAAUCUGGCCAGCCUGGUGCAAAGCUUCAACCAGCAGCAACUGGCAAAUUUCUGCCGCAUACUGUCUAUCACUAUAUCAGAGCCAGAUGCGGGCACGGAUGACAAACACACCCUACUGGCUCGUAACGCUCAGCAGAAGGUCAACUCGACUCCAUCACGUGCCGAAAGCAACCAAGUGGCUUUGCUUAACAUCCCUGGCUUUAUUGAGCGGCUGUGCAAGCUGGCCACGCGGAAGGUGUCGGAAGCAUCAGGUACGGCUGCGCUGCUGCAGGAGCUGGAGGAUUGGCACAGCUGGCUGGAUAACGCUCUAGUUCUGGAUGCUCUCAUGCAAAUGGCUAUUGAAGAGGCAGAGCAGAGCAGCACAGAAUCUUCAGAUGAAGGCUCACUAUCCUCAAGUCCACUUAGGCACACGUUGCCCCAGUCCAUGAAGAUAGUGCAUGAGAUAAUGUACAAAGUAGAGGUUCUCUAUGUGCUUUGUGUCCUGCUGAUGGGUCGGCAAAGAAAUCAGGUUCAUAGGUUGUUGGCGGAGUAUCGAUUGAUUCCAGGACUGAACAACCUGUUUGAAAAGCUGAUUUGGAGAAGACAGCCAUCCAAUCACAUCUUACACAGACAGAACCAGAACUGUGAUUGCAGUCCAGAAAUCUCAUUCAAGAUUCAGUUCCUCAGGCUGCUUCAGAGCUUCAGUGACCACCAUGAGAACAAGUAUCUUCUCCUAAAUGCGCAGGAACUUAAUGAACUGAGUGCCAUCUCACUAAAAGCCAACGUUCCUGAAGUGGAGGCUCUGGUCAACACAGACAGGAAUCUUGCAUGUGAUGGGAAGAAGGGUCUUCUGACUCGGCUGAUUGCAAUUAUGAAGAAAGAGCCCGUCGAUUCCUCAUUCAGGUUCUGGCAGGCUAGAGCAGUGGAGAGUUUCUUGAGAGGAGCCACGUCCUACGCAGACCAGAUAUUCCUGUUAAAGAGAGGCCUCUUGGAGCACAUCCUUUUCUGCAUCAUUGACAGUGGCUGUAAAUCCCGGGAUAUCCUUCAGAGCUACUUUGAUCUGUUGGGCGAGCUCAUGAAGUUUAAUAUUGAUGCCUUUAAAAGAUUCAACAAAUAUGUGAACACAGAUGAAAAGUUUCAGACGUUCCUGAGUCAGAUUAACAGCUCGCUGGUGGACUCCAACAUGUUGGUACGCUGCAUUGUUCUGUCCCUGGACCGCUUUGAGGGACAGACGGACAAUAUAAAAGUAGUGGAAGUGAUGUCAGAGUGCCGUCUCUUAUCCUACAUGGCUCAAGUUGAGAACAGGCUCUCCUUCCUCUUCAGGCUGAUCAACAUCAUCAACGUUCAGACUCUCACUCAGGAGAAUGUGAGCUGUCUGAACACCAGUUUAGUGUUGCUGAUGCAGGCCAGGUGGCGGGGCAAAUUACCUUGCUACCUGAGAGCUCUCAAGGAGAAGGAGUAUGCCGAGAAAUAUCCUGGGUGCUUACUCAACAACUUCCAUCAUCUGCUGCACUUCUGGCAACACCACUACCUCAACAAAGACAAGGAUAGCACUUGUCUGGAGAAUAGUUCCUGCAUUCCUUUCACCUACUGGAAGGAGACAGUGACAAUGUUGCUGAGUUCAGAUAGAAGCUCCCUCUCUGCUAUAGCUACGUACAUAGAUGAGGCCUACAGGGAGCUGGACAGAGACUUUAUGGAGGUGUGAUCAUGGACUGCGUGUGUGUGUGUGUU